Molecule: messenger RNA, 7708 nt
Organism: Astyanax mexicanus (Mexican tetra)
Lineage: Eukaryota; Metazoa; Chordata; Actinopteri; Characiformes; Acestrorhamphidae
Product: glycogen debranching enzyme
Exons: 34
Coding region: 339-4961 (1540 amino acids)
Biological process (GO): glycogen catabolic process; glycogen biosynthetic process
Molecular function (GO): amylo-alpha-1,6-glucosidase activity; 4-alpha-glucanotransferase activity
Source: RefSeq, a predicted model, not a curated record
CAGUAAUAACUGUUGGAGAAAUGCAUGCUAGUGUUUUCAUAUUGUAUAAUUGCUUAGUAUUCUGCCUGGUUCUUAGUUGUUUCAGUGAAUGAUCAACCAUGCAGCAAAUAUUACUGAACUGUUCCCUAACUCUUCCUGCUUUUCUGGAUAGUCUUAUUGUUGCUGCACUGCAGUGCUGAGCUCUUUGCUGUUUUGUUUGGUUGCUGUGUUGUAGGCUACUGGUGUAACUGUUGAUUUCCAUUUCAUGCUGAGCCUGUGCUCUUGUCGAAGGUGUUGUGACAGAGUCUAGAGGCACAGUUUCUCGUGUGUAAAGGGCAUCCUAAAAAAAGAAAGGCAGUAUGUUCCGCAGCACACAGACCAGGGUAUUCCUGCUGAAUGAAAUGGAGAGACUGGACAGGACUCUGUUUCGUCUGGAGCAAGGCUUUGAGCUCCAGUUCCGUCUAGGGCCGACCCUGCAGGGGAAGCAUGUACAUGUCCACACCAACUACCCAAUAAAAGGAAAGAAGUUCAACAGCCAGGUGUUCCACGCUCUGGAUUGGAUUAAUCCCACUGGCAGGGAGGAUGACUCGGACAAGUACUGCAGACUGGACCUGGAGAUUGCAGGAUCUUAUCAGUAUUACUUCGGCUGUGGGAAUGAGGAGAGGACAGGUGGUGGCUACAUUGUGGUGGACCCACUGCUACGUGUGGGUCAUGAGAGGAAGAUACUGCCACUGGACAGCAUCACCAUUCAGACUUAUAUGUCCAAGUGUCUGGGUCCACUGGAUGAAUGGAUAGACCGAUUUAGAGUGGCCAAGGAAACUGGCUACAACAUGAUCCACUUGACACCGCUUCAGCUGCUGGGAAAGUCACGCUCAGGCUACUCCAUAGCUGACCAAUUGGAACUGAACCCAGAUUUUUCUCCUCUGGGGAAGAACUACACGUGGACAGAUGUGGGGAAUCUGAUAGACAAGAUCAGGAAUGAAUGGGGCGUGCUGUGCAUCACUGACGUUGUGUACAAUCAUACCGCGUCUAACAGCAAGUGGCUACGACUUCAUCCAGAAUGUGGCUACAACCUGGUGAAUUCUCCCCACCUGAAGCCGGCCUGGAUACUGGACAGAGCCCUUUGGCAUUUUAACUGUGACCUCGCAGAUGGGAGAUACAGUGACAGCAGAAUACCAUCGCUUGUUGAGAAUGAGAAGCAGCUUAAGACACUCCGAGAAUUUCUGCUGAAAGAAGUUUUUCCUCCACUGAAACUGUGGGAGUUCCUCCAGGUCAAUGUGGACAAGGCUGUAGAGCAGUUUAAGAAGCUGCUGCAGGCUGGUGGUAAAGCAGAUGGGCCAGAAGUGAAGACAGAGCACAAGCUGAAGAUCAUACAGGAUCCGCAGUACAGGCGCUUCGGGAACACUGUAGACAUGAAGAUGGCGCUGGAAAUGUUUGGCAGACAUACGAAUGGUCCAGCAGCAAUCCAAGUGUGUUGUGACUGGUUUAAGAAGAGUCUGGAGGAGCUGAACAUGGAGUGCUUUAAGGAAAUGCAGAGUCACCAUGAGCAGGCUGUAAACUGCAUCAUGGGGACUGUGCACUAUGAACGUCUUGCACCUAAUGGUCCUAAACUCGGCCCUUUCUCCAGAGAACACCCUUUGGUGACAAGCUAUUUUACCUUCCCCUUUGAGGACAUGCCCAUGGAGAAGGAGAAACAGCUGCUGCAGAAUCCUGAAAAUGCCUGCCAUUUCCUGGCCCACAAUGGAUGGGUUAUGGGGGAUGAUCCGCUCAGGAACUUUGCAGAACCAGGUAGUAAUGUAUACCUGAGGAGGGAGCUGGUAUGCUGGGGUGACAGUGUGAAGCUUCGCUAUGGCAGUAAACCUGAGGACUGCCCGUACCUGUGGGCACACAUGAAGAAGUACACAGAGAUCACGGCCAAACACUUCUGUGGCGUGCGGCUGGACAACUGCCAUUCCACACCUCUACAUGUGGCCGAGGCGAUGCUAACAGCUGCCAGGUUGGUCAGACCCAAUCUGUACGUGAUAGCUGAGCUUUUUACGGGCAGUGAACAGAUUGACAAUACAUUUGUUAAUCGCCUUGGAAUUACCAGUCUCAUCAGAGAGGCGAUGAGUGCUGGGGAUAGUCAUGAGGAAGGCAGGUUGGUGUACCGCUUUGGAGGAGAGCCUGUCGGAUCCUUUGUCCAGCCUAACCUCAGACCUUUGGUUCCAGGCAUAGCACAUGCUAUGUUCCUGGAUGUUACCCAUGACAAUGAGUGUCCGAUCCAGGUUCGCUCCGUGUACGACGGCCUCACCAGCUCUGCCAUCGUCUCUAUGGCCUGCUGUGCCACAGGCAGUACAAGAGGAUAUGACGAGCUGGUUCCUCACCAGAUUUCAGUGGUCAGUGAAGAGCGGCUGUACUCUAGGUGGAAUGCAGAUGCCCUGCCCUCUUCUCCUGGGGAGGUGAACCUUCAAUCAGGCAUCAUGGCAGGGAAACUGGCCCUCAACAGGCUCCACCAGGAGCUGGCUGAGAAAGGCUUCACACAGGUCUAUGUAGACCAGCUCGAUGAAGAUACUGUGGCAGUAACCAGACACUGUCCAAGCACACACCGGUCAGUGGUGACUGUGUCUCGAACAGCCUUCAAAAACCCCAAAACCCACCAGUACAGAGAGAGAGUUUCUCCCAUGUUCAUACCAGGCCAGAUAGAGGAGGUGAUCCUGGAGGCACGUAUGGUGGAGAGAGACGCUGGCUCAUACGUGAAAGAUGAGAAGUAUAUAAACGGCAUGCCUGAGUACACGGUGGAGCUCCGGGAACACCUCCAGCUGAAGGACAGCAAAAUUGUGCAACAGGGAGACGCCACAGCAAAAGGCCGUAAUGAGUUUGUCCAGGAGAUUGUGUUUAAUCAGAUGACCCCCGGUAGUGUGAUUGCUUUCAGGGUGAGUCUGGACCCAAAAUCCCGGGACACAGUGGGCUUCCUACGCACCCAGCUCUCUCAGUUCAACCGCCUGUACAAAUCAGGCAGCCUGACUGACCCUGACGUCCCUGUCAUUCUGAAAAUUGCCUUGGAGUUCCUCGUGUCCAAACUGUCCUUGGCUGAGCUGAAUGUGUUGUUGUACCUCUGCGAUGCUGAGGAGCAGGAUAAUGGUGGAGGAUGCUACAGUAUCCCGUCCUGGAUGGCAAUGAAGUAUGGAGGUCUUCAAGGUUUUGUGUCAGUGCUGUCAGACAUUCGACCCAAGAAUGACCUGGGGCAUCCCUUCUGUGAUAACCUGAGGCAAGGCGACUGGAUGCUGGACUACAUCAGCUCUCGGCUCAUAAAUAAAGGUGGAGCUCUGAGGGAGGUGGGGAAGUGGUUCCGUGCCAUGUUUACCUACCUAAAGCAUAUCCCACGGUAUCUUAUACCCUGUUACUUUGAUGCCAUUAUCGUGGGAGCGUAUGCCUCGGCUGUGGACGCAGUGUUCAAAAACAUGUCCAGCUUUGUGCAGAGCGGCUCAACCCUGGUGAAGCAGCUGGCACUGGGCUCCGUGCAGAUGUGUGGCGUGGGCCGGGUACCCGCCUUACCCUCCCUCUCACCUGCCCUGGAGAACGUCCCGUAUCGACUCAAUCCCAUCACCAAGCAGGAGGAGCAGUGCUGUGUGUCUAUCGCUGCAGGCCUGCCUCAUUUCUCAUGUGGGAUCUUCCGCUGCUGGGGCCGCGACACCUUCAUAGCCCUGCGUGGGCUCUUGCUCAUCACUGGGCGGCACAUAGAAGCAAGGAACAUCAUCCUUGCCUUCGCUGGCACUCUGAGACAUGGCCUGAUUCCUAACUUGCUGGGCGAAGGUGUGGGGGCUCGAUACAACUGCCGGGACGCAGUGUGGUGGUGGCUUCAGUGCAUCCAGGAAUACUGUUCCAUGGUGCCCCAAGGAACUGCCAUCCUGUCAUGUCCGGUGUCUCGCAUGUACCCUACAGAUGAUUCAGAACCACAGCCGGCUGGAAAUGUGGAUCAGCCUCUGUACGAUGUCAUCCAAGAGGCCCUUCAGUGCCACAUGCAAGGAAUCGAGUUCAGGGAGCGAAAUGCUGGACCACAGAUUGACCGCAACAUGAAAGAUGAAGGGUUUAAUGUUGUGGCAAAAGUAAACCCUGACACAGGCUUUGUGUACGGAGGAAAUCGUUUUAACUGUGGGACAUGGAUGGACAAAAUGGGGGAGAGUGACAAAGCAGGCAAUCGGGGCUUACCAGCCACACCCAGGGACGGCUCUGCAGUGGAGAUUGUGGGUCUCUGUAAGUCCACGGUGCGGUGGUUAAUGCACCUGAACAAGAUCGGUCAAUUCCCCUACUCUUCCCUCAGCAUUCAAAGAGAUGGUGAAACUCACACAGUGUCCUAUGAGGAGUGGAACCAGAGGAUCCAGGGUAACUUUGAAAAGCUAUUCUAUGUAUCUUCUGAUCCAGAAGAUCCAAAUGAGCAACACCCAGAGCUGGUCCACAAGAGGGGCGUUUAUAAAGACAGUUGUGGGGCCUCCAGCCCAUGGUGUGACUACCAACUCCGACCCAACUUUACCAUUGCAAUGGUGGUGGCUCCUGAGUUGUUCACAGUAGAAAGAGCAUGGGCUGCUUUAGAGGUAGCUGAGAAGAAGCUGCUGGGGCCUCUGGGAAUGAAGACUUUAGACCCAGAUGACAUGGUUUACUGUGGUGUGUAUGACAAUGCCCUGGACAGUGACAACUACAACCUUGCCAAAGGCUUCAACUACCACCAAGGGCCAGAAUGGCUUUGGCCAGUCGGCUACUUCUUGAGGGCCAAACUAUACUUUGCCAAGCAAAUAGGUCAAGAGGUCUAUAAUCAUACCGUGUCUCUGGUGAAGAAUGUCCUCUCCAGACAUCAUGUCCACCUUGAAAAAUCCCCCUGGAAGGGCUUACCUGAGCUGACAAAUGAAAAUGGACAGUACUGCCCCUUUAGUUGUGAGACUCAGGCCUGGUCGAUUGCCACAAUUCUGGAAGUCCUGCAUGAGCUCUGCGAUGCUGAGGACCUGUAGAUGGAUCUACCAAACAGACUUUCUUUUUUUGGAUUUGUCACCAAUAUGAGUGGGACUAGAGUUGUCCACAACAAUUGGUUAAACGGAUUGCUACAAAGUUGAAGAGUGCCUUAAACUUCUUUCCUUUUCCACAGCCUGGCUGUGGCUCCUUCCAUCCAUGUCUCAUCAGACAUGUAGAUACGUGUUAUUUAGGGUUUUCCUGUGGUACAGUUAUUUGUUAUAUAACACCAGCAUAAGCUGGCUUUAAGCCAUAUCAUAUGAUGAGAAUUAUGUCUAAACCUUUAAAAACAAAUAAUUCUAUUCCAAAUCAAAUUUAUAUUAUUAAAAAAAAAAGUGAAAACCUAAAAAAUGCCUGCUUCAAAGCAGGGAGAAUUGUUUGAUAUUUUCUAUGAAACAUUAUGCCUUUUAUUUUGCAUUAUUCUCUUUAAGGUUGCACUAUAUAUUUGCUACCUGUAAUUAUUCAGUUAAAAUGGCAAAAAUUGACUCUCUGUUUGGACAACUAAUUCAAAAAACUAAAAAUAAUUUAUACCUUACAAUGAGUUUUAUUUAUAGUGCAGCGUUUCUUCUAAUCCUGCCUCCCUCCUUCCCCUUCCAGUGGCGCUGUGUAUCAGAGCUCUGCUGUAAACAGUAUGGGAAAGAGCUAACAGGGAGAGCUGGCAAAUGGCCGGGAGACUCAAGUAAAUUUUUUCACUCUACCUAAAUAAAUAAAAAUAAAUAAUUCAGCGUAACUCAUCAGUUUACUAUCGCUGAAUAAACUUCUUCUAUCUAUCUUCACAAACAGCUGUUUUUGACCUUAAAAAAAUAUGAACUGUAAAAGGCUAGGAUAGUAACAUUAGCUGAGGUAACAAGAUUAGCAUUAGCUAGUUAGCAUUAGCAUUUGUUUUGUUUACCCGAUUUGUUUUAUUUAGCACUGUCAAGGUCAAUUUAUGAUGAAAUAUCAAUUCUUAGAUAUAUUUAUGAUAAGAAUAUCACUGUCGAGGUACACUACUAGUCAAAAGUUUUAGAACACCGCUAUUUUUUAGCAGUCCAGUAGCAGUUCUGUAUGGCCCAGACAAGCUGCUUUUUCAUUUUUUUUAUUUUUUCAUGUUAUGAAUGGCUUUAUUACUGCACUUCACCUGUCAUGAACCAAACACUAGACUCAGAAAAGACUCUGAAUAGACUUUAAAAAGACUAAAGUCUGACACCCUCUAAAAUUCUGACACCCUCUAAAGACAAUUCAAGACUUUUUUAGUCACAGAUUAAGAUUUUGCAAAGAUUAAAAUCUUGCAGGGUCACUAAAUGCAGGACUGCAACUAAUUUCUUUCUGAGAUUAUUUAUUUAUUUUUUAUUGUUAUUAUUAUAAAUGAAAACAGACGUCAAAGAGACACUCUUGCUCACUCCACAGCUCCACCAGUUUCUCCUCCUUUUGUACACUCUAGGAAAAACGUGAUUUCUGAGCCAUGUCCAGUUUCUCCAGCUUCCUCAUGUUGGCCUCGUGUGAUUUCUCUGAAGAAAAGUUAUACUUAUUAUUAUUAAGAAAGUGUGUAAAUGCUGCAGUAACACAGUCUGUUCCAGAAUUGCUUUACUACAGACAAAGGCUUUGUAUAUUGACAAUUUAAAAUAUCAAUUUCCAAAGUUCAGUUUAAUUCAAUUGCUGCUUCUCAGCUGUAAGCUGUUAACCAAUGAACUGUUUGCCAAAUGAAUUAACCCCAAUUUCUUAUUAACAAUUAUUAACAAUAUAUGAUUUUUUUCAGGAUUUUUUUUGACAAUUUACUUUUACAAUAUACUAAAAUUAUUAUUAUAUUAUUAUUAUUGCAUAUUAUAUUAUUAUUUUACAAUAAUACAAUUUUGUACACUGUUUUUUGUAGAAUUCCUGGUUGGAUCUGAGGAGCAGAAAAUAAAUGCAAAGAAAAAUGGAGAUGUUCUAAAACUUUUGACCGGAAGUGUACAUGUGUUUUUUGGGUAGAGUACUGGGAUAUUACAAAUGUGUAGUUUUUUUUUUAUUCUAGUUUUGUAAUUGGUUUUACUUUGAAAAAUAAGACAAAAAUGUAAGCUUUUUAAUGUACGCAAUGGUGAAAGCAAUAAUGAAAGUCUGCGAAAAAACGUAUUUUGUAUUUUUCAUUUUAAUUUUCAAAUUUGCAAUGACUUUUUGUUUUGUUUUGUUUUAGGAUCUAUUAGGUAGAAAGGUUGAUUCCAUUACAUUAAUAUUUAGCUAGAGUAAGUGCAGGAACAUACUGACCCUUUGACUUUUACAGUGUAAUAAACAAUAAAACGGCAUGGAAAUGUUAUUUGUUUUGCAAAGUCAUGGUCAGAUCAUCACCUCAUACAUUUGAAUUGAUCUGAUUUAUUUGAUGAAGGAAUGAUAAAAAGUGAUGAUAAAAUAAUUGAGCUCCUGCGUUUAAGUGCUCAAAUUUUAGGAACACAUGUUCAGAUCUGCCUGCACUGAACACGUGUUAAUUCAGAGCCCUGAAGAAGUGAUAUUAUUGAGGCUUACUGACUGAUACCACUGGCUUUUCUUAUCUGUGAUUUCAUUUCUGAGCUCUUGUUUUGUUACCAGUUUGACUGAACUGCUUAAUCACAUUCUGUUAUUAUAUAUGAGUGCAGAGAAUCGCUUCCACAGUCAUGUUUUACUCACUUCCUGCUUAAGCUGGCGAAUAUUGUCUUUAAAUAUUCAUUUUUUUUUUCGGAAACUAAUAACAUGUGAGUAAUGAACACUUGAGUGAUGUAUUACCGUGUUGGUCUUAGCUAAUAAAGGUGACACAACACUG